Molecule: messenger RNA, 362 nt
Organism: Symbiodinium pilosum
Lineage: Eukaryota; Dinophyceae; Suessiales; Symbiodiniaceae
Source: the annotation of a GenBank genome assembly
GCUUGGACAUCAAGAAUGUCCAGUUCGUCGUGAAUUACGACGCGCCGUCGAACUUGGAGGACUACGUGCACCGAAUCGGGAGAACCGGCCGAGCGGGAGAGAAGGGAGAUGCGUAUACAUGCCUGUACGAUUCCGACAGCAGUAUGGCAAGUCAGAUCAAGAAGGUUUUCAUGAAAACCGGACAGCAGAUCCCUCAAGACCUGCACGAGAUCGCCUCAGGUGGAGGUGGCAUUGCUCAAGGCUGGGGCGCCCGUGGUGGCGGCAAAGGAGGAGGCGGAGGAAUGCCAGUCCUCAAUGGUGAGUGGGGCGGAAAAUACGCGCAGAAUGGUGGAGGCUACAGCAAUGGUGGAAGCGGAUGGUGA